CAUGCGGUCCUCUUGCCAGUGACUAUCCGGGCUUGCUUGUCCUUAAUUGUGGCAUGACCAACGUGUCAAUGUUAUUAAAACACCGAUAAAACCAAGGUUCUGAUCGUGCGUAUCAGCAGCACCGUCCCACCAUGCCACCCAUUGGUCGUUGGUCGCUUCGAGCUAGAGGACCCUACAGCGCUCGCUCGUCGCACUGCAUCGUACCAACCAAGUCGGGACAAGUCGUCGUUUACGGCGGCGAGUUGAAGCCACGCGUCCCUAUCGAUUCUGCAACUUCGCAGGAUGCGGGGGAAGCGGUACGGGGCUCGGUGCAUGUCGUUGACCUUGGAUCACGUAGCGAGUUGAACGGCGACCGUUUGACUUGGACUACACUCAGUCCUUCUCGAAGCACCGAUACAGUCAAAGGACACCUGGAGAUUCCCGACGCACGAGUUGGUCCCUCUAUGGUGCUGAAGGAUCGCGCUGUGUACAUGUGGGGUGGCCGCGGAGGCGUAGACAUGGCUCCGCUUAACGAGAGGCAGGCUGGAGUAUGGCGUGGCCAACUGGUCACUAGCCAAGGCAGCGUCGUUUGGGACCAUUUGUCUGCGGAGGGAGGUCCGGAACCGAGAAGUUACCAUACUACCGCUAUCAUCGAGGACAAGGUGUACAUCCAUGCUGGGUGUCCGACCGCUGGACGCUUGAGCAGCUUACACUCGUUUGAUAUCACCCAACACAAGUGGCAAGCAUUAGCCUCUGCUCCAGACCCCGCCCGAGGUGGUACUUCUCUCGUCACAAGCACCGUCAAGUUCGGUCCUGUGCUGAUCAGAUAUGGAGGCUUCAGCGGAUGCGAACUUCCCAAAGAAGCUGGGAUUCUAGACAUGUACAUUGUCGAGGACGAUCGAUGGGUGACCGUCGCGCCUGCCGCAGACCCCGAGCACGGUGUCCCAGGCCCACGCUCUGUCCAUGGUUUCCAGCCGUUCCAAUCACGUUCGCCAGCCUUGUCCAAUGCCAUCGCCGUACUCUUCUACGGCGAGAGGGAUGCCAGUACAUUGGGGCAUGCAGGUGCGGGGACCUUCUGGAACGACGUGUGGCUUCUCUCCAAGGACAAAGCGUCCUCUGACACCGACGGCUGGCAGUGGACUAAAGUCACCACUGACGGGUCAACCGUGCCCGAAGGGAGGGGCUGGUUUGCCUCCGCGGAAUGGGUAGAAGAUGGUACAUCCCGCAUUGUGAUGCACGGCGGGCUGUUGUCUUCGAAUGAGCGCAGCGACGAACUCUGGGAAUUGCAAAUAGAAUGAAGCAUGUACAUACAUCAAUAGACGAAUCACGUAUCGCUGUACUAGUAUACCAUAGCAGUCAACCGCUAC
Rhodofomes roseus is the source of this 1346-nucleotide messenger RNA. RefSeq names its product galactose oxidase. Bases 132 to 1277 code for a protein of 381 amino acids. Gene Ontology annotation, molecular function: protein binding. The record is from RefSeq and is a predicted model, not a curated record. NCBI's taxonomy places the organism in Eukaryota, Fungi, Basidiomycota, Agaricomycetes, Polyporales, Fomitopsidaceae. The transcript has 3 exons.